AUGAAGAUUUUUAAUAUUUUUCUCAUCGUUGGUUUCUGCAGUAUAACACUUGCAGAUAAUUCAUGUAUGUUUGAACAUCCAACCAAAGGUGUUAUUAAUUUAUCAUCAAUUGGUUUACGAAAUGGUAAACCUCGUUUUCAAGAUUUAUCAUCUCCGGCAAGCUCCUAUUAUACGUAUUCAUUCAAUCCAUGUUAUUCAUUUACAGAAAAUAGUUGCUAUAAUGCAGCUGUUUGUCAAAUAUCGUCCGAUCGAAAACAUUCAAUUAUAUUAGGUGCACAAGAUGUCUCUACAUGGACGAUGGACUCAAGCAUGACACCUAUUCUUACAUAUACUUAUGGUGAGAAAACAGUUUCAAUAACAAUGAUUUGCUCGGUGGUUGCUCAAGAUGAAUUUGAAAUACUUGGUGAAUAUACUGUUAAUCAUUAUUUUAUGCGUUUACGAUCACGUUGUGCUUGUUGGAAUGGAUGUACUACUCCGCACCCAAGCACUACUACUUCUAGAACAUCACCAGCAACAACACCCUUGAUAUAUUAUAAUGAAUGUCACUAUCAUGACUCUCGAUAUGGUACAAUUGAUUUAUCAUCAAUUGGUAGCAUGACAGGUACACCAAUAUUCAAAGAUGUUACAACAAUGUUUCCAGAUAAUUUUGUCUGGUCUUAUAAUCCAUGUUACAAAUUUUCUGAAGAUACUUGUCGAAAUGUAGCCGGAUGUCAAAUGGAUAAAAAUCGGGGUAUUAGUUAUACAAUUGGAUUACAAGACUAUGCUUAUUGGGUAAAUAUGAAUGCUACAAAAAAUCUUGUUGGAUGGAUUCUUUAUCCGUCACCACCAAACAAUCGACGUUUAAGCGUACAACUUGUUUGUGAUCGAUCAUUAUCAUCUCAUCGUCUUCAAGUACUUGGUGAAGGAUCUGUUGGUGAAUAUAUCAUGGAAUUAACAAGUCCUUGUGCAUGUUGGGAUGGAUGUAUUAUACCAGAGCCACGUCCAUUACGGUUUAGAUGGAAUUUUUGGACGAUUACAGGCAUUGUAUUAGUUGCGGUGUUUUUAUUAUUUCUUAUGAUGCUUACUUGUUUGUUUUGUUCAAAACCAAAACGAAGCUAUCCUAUAGUAAUAUUCAAUGAAAGAACACCAAUUAUGAAAGGUAUCAAUAGCAGACAUAAAUAG
Messenger RNA from Rotaria sp. Silwood2, 1161 nucleotides. The record is from the annotation of a GenBank genome assembly. Lineage: Eukaryota; Metazoa; Rotifera; Eurotatoria; Philodinida; Philodinidae.